This is a messenger RNA of Chelonoidis abingdonii (Abingdon island giant tortoise), 1897 nucleotides long. RefSeq names its product rhomboid like 2 (gene RHBDL2). NCBI's taxonomy places the organism in Eukaryota, Metazoa, Chordata, Testudines, Testudinidae. The record is from RefSeq and is a predicted model, not a curated record. Gene Ontology annotation, molecular function: serine-type endopeptidase activity. Gene Ontology annotation, cellular component: membrane.
GGGCUGGCGCAGAGACUUGGAGCCGGGAGGCGGCGGCGCCGAACUCGGAGCAGCCAGGUUUUUGCAAUUCCUAAGUUUUUGGCCUUUUCCGAGUAAGUAAUAUGGAGAUGGAGAAAAUGAACACGGAUAUGUCUGGUGAGGAGGAAGAGAAGGAAAAAAAUGAAAGAAACUCUAGAGUUUGUACUAGCUGUGACAAGAUCCAUGAGUCCAUUUCCAAAUGGAUGCUUCCCGAAAAUGCCAGAAGAACCUACCUGGAAAGAGCAAACUGUAUCCCUCCUCCUCUCUUCAUCAUUUCCAUUAGUAUAGCUGAGCUGGCUGUAUUCAUUUAUUAUGCUGUUUGGAAGCCCCAGAAACAGUGGAUCACGCUGGAUACAGGUGUCUGGGAAUGGGAACUCUUUCUGCAACUUAUUUGGGAUCCCCUUAGAAAUGGUUAUAAAGGGCAUCGGGUAGUCUGGUGUAUCUCGCCAGGAGUGAUUGGAGGUUCCUUGGCUAGCUCAGUCUGUGAUCCCCUCCAGGCUCUCGUAGGGGCUUCAGGAGGAGUCUAUGCUCUCAUUGGAGGAUACUUUAUGAAUGUUUUAGUGGUAAGGAAACAAUCAGAAACGCACUGAAAAAAAACCAACAGAUUCUUUGUGGAUCUUUAUUCACUUUUGGAUCAAUCUUAUUUGUGUAAAUAAAAUGUUCAGUUUUUUUCAGCAAAGAGGAAUAAUUAAGGAAAAUGCAACUCCCACAUACAUAUAUGCUGAACAAACUGUGUCUGUCCUUGAGAAAUCCAAAGCUUCAUAGAUGCUUUUUGUGCUAUUAAAAGAGGAAAAAGUGAAUUUAGCAGUUGACAUCAUUUUUCAGCCAAAGUGACAUUACGCUAUAGAAAUUGCCGGUUGUGAUCCCAUGUAGUGCAGUAUUCUGUCUCAGCUAGAGGCCAAAAUCAGAUGAUUUAGAAGUACAAGAAACCCCAUAGUGAACAAUUAUGGAAUAAGCUGCAAACAAACAAAAAAACAAAAACAAAAAACCCCCUAAACUCUAGGGCUUCAGUUAGAACUUGACUGAUGCCCUGAAGCAUGAGGGUUUGUAUAUCCCUUUAAAAAAUAAUUUUAGCUAUAUAUUCAUGUAAAUAUCUAAUUGUAUUAAUCUCAUUUUGGGUGCAGUAGUUCAGCUUAACAGGAACUUUAAACCUUUAUUUUAUAAAUCUUCUAUGUCUAUCUCCCACACAAACCAAAAAGCAAUACAAACCCCAGCUUAAUCAAACUUAUAGUCUAACAUAAAAUCUUGGUGACCUCAGCAUUGUUUAGCCCGAAUAACUUCCCAAAUGCUUGGAAUGUGUGACAAUCAGAUGUUCUGGUCUCUCAGUAUAAUCAAUGUAAAAGCACAUGAGGUCUCUGUUAAGGUUUGGCAUUGGAAUGCAAGUUUUAUGAAGCUGGGGUACAUACUGAUUUUUUUGCUGCCUAUGGGAGAUGGAAGUGAAAACUGUAUGGAGUGUCAGGGAGCAUUAUCACUAAUGUUGUAGGGAAAACAAAGGUGGAAAGGAGUGCAAAGGUCUCUCCCAGUAAUUUGUUAUUUUCUUUCUUUUAAGAUUUCAGAUGAAGUGUCCUGCUACAUAACCUUAACUGCAACUAAACAUAUUUUUGUUUGCUAAUUAAGAUCUUGGCUUCAGUGAUCUCUAGUGUCAGAGAAGCUGACUGUAUAUAGGGUGGCUUUUUAAAAAAUGAUUUAGUUUAAUCAGUCACCAAAAGUGGGUCCUAGUCUUUUAAUGCUAAGCAUUGCUAAACAUUAGUUCAUGGAAACAUCAGUUCUUCAGCAAAUCUUCUCUUAAGAAGUUCAGUCAGCAGUCAAACCUUUCUUUUCUGUGUGAUCACAGGCAGUAUGAAUUAUAAAUGAUACAUUAAAGAGUUCACAUCACCAG